Molecule: messenger RNA, 915 nt
Organism: Vicia faba (fava bean)
Lineage: Eukaryota; Viridiplantae; Streptophyta; Magnoliopsida; Fabales; Fabaceae
Source: the annotation of a GenBank genome assembly
AUGGCAAAGAGUGGUGAAGCAUUUUUCAGGAAUGUGUUGGAGAGCAUUCAGGAAGUGUACUUGAAAAGGAACCCUACUGCAAAGGCUGUAUUGGACCUUGUUCAGUCUAUUGACAACCACAAAUUGGCCUACGAUCAUAUUGCAUUCAGGACAUUUGGGGUGAAUGGCUAUGGAAUUGAGUCCUUGGCUGGUUUUUUCCUGGAUAACGGCUAUACACAACGAGAUGAGUUGAAGUUUCCAGGAAAGAAACUGAGAGCCUUUUGGUACGCACCUCCUGCUGAUUCAUUUUCCGGAAGUGGAAGUGGUAUUAGGGGGCCGCUGCCAAGAGUUUUUAUAUCAGAGCUAUUGGUGGAUCAGUUGAGUCCACAAACUCAGGAAAUCAUUAAAACAUAUACUGAAUCAGCUGGAAAUGGAAACAAGUAUGGAGCUCUCGCAAGUUCCUUGGGACAUUUAACAUGGGAGAAACCCUUGUACUCCGAGUUUCAACAAUUGGCAAGCGAAAGUGAGUAUGCUGCGUGGACACUAGUCAAUGGACAUGCACUUAACCAUGUUACUAUUUCAGCUCAUCGGCUGAAAACUCAUUUGAAGGAUAUCAACAAACUGAAUGAGUUUCUUGAGAAGAGUGGAUUCAAAUUGAAUUCUGAAGGAGGAGUAUUGAAAGUGAGUCCUGAUGGCCUUCUCCAGCAAAGUUCAACCGUGGCAGAUUCAGUUUCUUUCCUAUUUGCUGAUGGUGUAACUGAAUCAGUUCCAUGCUCGUACAUUGAAUUUGCCGAGCGUCUGGUGCUGCCAGAGUAUGAAAAUUUACCUCUCGAAGAGGUUAAGGAGUUUCAUCGGAGGGAGGGUUUUGAGGCAUCAAGUGCUGAUAAGAUCUUCGAAAGCACAUCCAAAGAACAACUGAGCCGAGUUUCCUCCUAG